AUGGAGGAGGAGGUCAACGAGGGGAAGAAGGAAGGGGACAAAGGAGGUAGCGAAGAUAACGACACUCUAUAUGAUGAAUUAUUUUCUCUCGUUUGUUCGGACAAGGAUAUUGUUAAAAGGGAGGCUUUUAAAAUCCUGUUAGGUCUUAUUGACAAUGAGUCGAUGGUGGCAUACAUAAAGAACAACGAGAAGAAAUGUUUGAAGAUUUUGAUUUCCGCACUGAACUCCAAUUACGAGGUGGUUGCUCUCCAGUGUUUGGUGAACCUGUCCGCACACAUCCCCAAGGAACUAAUACAGAGGAACCUCAUCGAAAUUGUGUUCGACAUCCUGAGGGACGAAGAGGAGACCGAGGCGAAAGGCCACACGGAGAUGUACAUCAUGCUGGUGGCAAACCUCUCGAGGGAAAAGGCAGGAAUAUAUAAAAUUUUGGACCUCCCGGAGGAGAAGCAAAAAGGGGAGGUGCAGACGGAGGAGAAGGCGAAGAAGGCGGAGCAGGAGGAGAGGAACGAGUUAGCCGUGAGUUACUACCUUAACAAGCUGCUGCACCUUUUCUCCAAGCCAAUCGUCACAGCUUCGAUUAAUAAGCAGAUCACAGACAAGUAUUUUUUUAUUGCACAUAUUUUAAUUAACGUAUCAUCUGUAAAAGAGUGCGUCGAGUUUUUCAAAAGCGUGUUUCUUUUGAAUAUGUUAGGCAAGCAGAUGCUCCAACAGGAUAGAUGUGCAGCUGUACUUCAAUGCGUAAUAAAUCUUUGCCUGAGUGAGGUUCUUCAUCCUUAUGUGUUUCAUGAAGACUGCUAUUUAAUACCUCGUGUCCUUUCUCUUGUGUACACACGUGAAAAGGCUAGCGGAGAGGAAUUUUUAAACCUUUCGUCGAUAGCUACUAGCCAAAAAGGGACAAACAAAGAUCCAGUACAUCAGCUCAUUCUGGAUAUAUGUGACAUCAGCCACCUGGCCGACAUGUACACAGAGAUCACCCCGGGAUGCAUUUACAUCGAGUGA
Messenger RNA from Plasmodium cynomolgi strain B, 999 nucleotides. RefSeq lists its product as hypothetical. The coding region runs from base 1 to 999 and encodes 332 amino acids. The record is from RefSeq and is a predicted model, not a curated record. Lineage: Eukaryota; Apicomplexa; Aconoidasida; Haemosporida; Plasmodiidae. The transcript has 3 exons.